Molecule: messenger RNA, 1617 nt
Organism: Nelumbo nucifera (sacred lotus)
Lineage: Eukaryota; Viridiplantae; Streptophyta; Magnoliopsida; Proteales; Nelumbonaceae
Product: FAM10 family protein At4g22670-like
Cellular component (GO): histone deacetylase complex
Molecular function (GO): Hsp70 protein binding; protein dimerization activity
Source: RefSeq, a predicted model, not a curated record
CUUGGAACCUUUUUGGAAGCUACUAGAAGGGGCUUAAGCAGGUGGUGGACUGGUGGUUUCUCAUUCCCUCUUUUUUACUUCCAUUUUGUAGUCUGUAGAAACGAAAGUGAACGCAGAAGACAACGUUAGCGCGAAAAAUCCUAAUCGAAUAUUCGAAGACGCCAUGGACGCCGCGAAGGUCAAGCAGUUGAAGCUCUUCAUCGAACAAUGCAAGUCCAAUCCCUCUAUUCUAAGCGAUCCUUCUAUUUCCUUCUUCAAAGAUUACCUCGAGAGUCUCGGCGCUAAACUUCCUUCGUCAGCUUAUAAACAUGGCGAGUCACCUCGUACUGGCGACUCGAAAUCUAGGAUGGUGGACGAGAGUGACGAGGAGAUGGAAGACUUGGGAGACAAGACCUCUCAACCACAAGGAUCAACUGCAGCACACGAUGAUGGAUACGAGAGUGAACUAGUCGAAUCGGAUGUCGAGCUUGAAGGAGAGACUGUAGAACCUGACAAUGAUCCUCCGCAGAAGAUGGGAGACCCAUCUAUUGAGGUCUCGGAAGAGAACCGUGAUGCUUCUCAAGCAGCUAAGGCACAAGCAAUGGAAGCAAUUUCAGAGGGUAAGCUGGAGGAAGCAAUUGAGCAUCUCACGGAGGCAAUUUUACUAAACCCAACAUCUGCCAUAAUGUAUGCGACCAGAGCUAGUGUGUAUAUUAAAAUGAAGAAGCCUAAUGCUGCAAUUCGAGAUGCCAAUGCAGCUUUAGAGAUCAAUCCUGAUUCUGCUAAAGGGUACAAGUCUCGUGGCAUUGCCCGGUCAAUGCUUGGCCAGUGGGAGGAUGCUGCCAAGGAUCUUCACCUAGCAUCAAAAUUAGAUUACGAUGAGGAGAUUAAUGCGGUUCUUAAGAAGGUUGAACCCAAUGCACACAAGAUUGAAGAACACCACAGGAAGUAUGAGCGUUUGCGCAAAGAGAGAGAAGAGAAGAAGAUUGAGCGUGAGAGACAACGCUGUAAGGCUGAAUCUCAGGCUGCAUAUGAGAAGGCCAAACAGCAGGAACAGUCAUCUUCAAGUAGAAAGCCUGGAGGCAUGCCAGGCGGGUUCCCUGGAGGUUUCCCUGGGGGUAUGCCAGGGGGUUUUCCAGGUGGAAUGCCCGGAGGUUUCCCAGGAAGUACUCCAGGUGGGAUGCCUGGAAAUAUUGAUAUGAGCAAAAUCUUAAAUGAUCCAGAAUUGAUGGCAGCAUUUAAGGAUCCAGAAGUCAUGGCUGCUCUUCAAGAUGUGAUGAAAAACCCAGCUAAUUUGGCAAAGCACCAGGCAAACCCCAAGGUGGCUCCGAUCAUAGCAAAGAUGAUGAGCGGAUUUGCAGGACCCAAAUAGUCAAUGUUGGAGGGUGAGACCGCGGGAAGGUCUGAAGUUUGAACUGCGGUCAGUGGGCAUCUGAGUAAAUUCGCUAACUAGGCCAUUUUCCGAAUGACUAGGUAAUUUGGACUACAAGUAAAUUUACUGACCGAGGUAGGGUGGGGAAUCUGAACUGUCUCAGUUACUUCCCCACGUGUAUUGGAAUGAUAUGGGUGCGUUUCAGCCUGUAUUGUAUUGUAUCGGUUAAUAUGCACUAAUACCAAUGGUGUGAUUUGAACUCGAAA